Melanotaenia boesemani (Boeseman's rainbowfish) is the source of this 2647-nucleotide messenger RNA. RefSeq names its product cell cycle associated protein 1b (gene caprin1b). Lineage: Eukaryota; Metazoa; Chordata; Actinopteri; Atheriniformes; Melanotaeniidae. Gene Ontology annotation, cellular component: cytoplasm. Bases 156 to 2192 code for a protein of 678 amino acids. The transcript has 18 exons. Gene Ontology annotation, molecular function: RNA binding. The record is from RefSeq and is a predicted model, not a curated record.
UCUUCAUCUUUCGAACCGUCUCAGUUGUCGGUGAGGCCGGCGGGGCGGAUCCCACACAAGAGUGAAAGAGAACAUAAAGCAACACAACAAUAAUAACAACUUGGCCCUUUCUUACAUUUCAUUAACAAGCUCCCCUGUGGAUAUUUAACAACAAGAUGCCCUCAGCAAUGAAUGCAAACAGGACAGUGCAAUCUGCCAGCCCAGAGGUGGGAUCCGCUCCAGGGUCAAUGGGCAAUUUUGCACUCGGUGGUCAGUCCGAAGUCUUGAAGCAAGUGCUGUGUGUCAUUGACAAAAAGGUCCGCAAUAUGGAGAAAAAAAAGAGCAAACUGGAUGAUUAUCAAGUCAGGAAAAAUAAAGGGGAAGGUCUCAACCAGGACCAGCUGGAGGCCCUGUCCAAAUACCAGGAAGUCAUGAACAACUUGGAAUUUGCUCGAGAGCUUCAGAAGACAUUUAUUGCAUUGGGACAAGAUAUUCAGAAAGUGGUGAAGAAGUCUGCACGGCGGGAGCAGCUGCAGCGAGAAGAGGCAGAGCAGAGGAGGCUUAAGACGGUUCUGGAGUUGCAGUUUAUCCUGGAUCGACUGGGUGAUGAGACUGUGCGGCAGGACCUGAAGCAGGGAGUCAGCGGCUCACCACUGCUGACAGAUGAAGACCUUGCAGCUUUCGAUGAGUUCUACAAAUUAGUGGGACCAGAACGUGAUCUGAACAUGAGGUUGAUUGACCAGUAUGAAGAUGCAUCUGUGCAUCUUUGGGACCUACUGGAAGGGAGGGAAAAGGCUGUAGUAGGAACAACAUACAAGGCACUGAAAGAGACUUUGGACCAGGUUCUACUGAGUGGGUACUUUGACCGUGUGCCAUCUCACCAAAAUGGAGUAUGUGAGGAGGAAGAGGAAGAAGAGCCUGCAGCAGCAGUAACUGAAUCAUUAGAAGCAGAAGAGCAGACUGUUGAUCCAGAAAGUGAAGUAAUUGAGGAGUUCACAGAGCCCAUCACAGUAGAAACAACAGAGUUCGUAAACAGACAGUUCAUUCCAGACAGCACUUACAGUGAAAAGGAGCAGGGGGACGAGUGGACCAGGGAAACGGAGACUGUUAGUGCCUUGCAGCAGCAACCUGUGCAGCCUACGGCUCCCCCCGUUGCCCUGGAGACCCACCCCAUGAACUUAACGUCUCCUGUUCCGCCCACUGACCCCUUGGCCCGGAAGCAAGUAGUACAGGACUUAAUGGCACAAAUGCAGGGAACAUACAACUUCAUGCAGGACUCCAUGUUGGAGUUUGACGGACAGCCCAUUGACCCAGCCAUUGUAUCAGCACAGCCUAUGAAACCCACUCAGAACAUGGACGUACCACAGAUAGUUUGUCCUCCAGUUCACCCUGAGUCCCGGUUAUCACAACCCAACUCUGUUCCUGUCCAACCUGAGCCCACGCAAGUCCCCAUCGUUUCUCCAACACCACCCCCUAUGUAUCAGACCUCACACACACCAGACCCUCGACCCCCAACAGAGCCCAUCGACCCCAUCCAGACUUCCAUGUCGUUGUCAUCAGAGCAGCCUCCCCCCUCCACAGCUCUCCCUCCUGCCUCUCAGACGCAGGUUUUCCAGCCUGUUUCCAAAGCUCCUCACAGCAGUGGCAUCAAUGUCAACGCAGCUCCAUUCCAGUCAAUGCAGACAGUGUUCAACCUAAAUGCUCCGGUCCCGCCAGCUAAUGAGACAGAGGCCUUGAACCAGGCCGGCCAGUACCAGAACAGCUACAACCAGGCCUUCAGUAGUCAGUCACAGCAUCCUGUGGAGCAGGCAGAGAUGCAGUCAGAGCAACUACCAUCUGUAGUUGGUGCCUUCCAUUCUCAAGACCAGUCUGGAGGCCAUCAGCAACCUUCCCAGCAGGGCCCAGGCUUUGGCAGGCAGACUCAGUCUUUCUACAACAGCAGAGGCAUGCCUCGUGGUGGACCCCGCAACACCAGGGGCAUGAUCAAUGGCUAUAGAGGCUCUUCGAACGGAUUCAGAGGCGGCUAUGACGGCUAUCGUCCUCCUUUCACCAACACUCCAAACUCUGGAUAUGGACAGACUCAGUUCAACACACCACGGGACUACUCAAAUGGGAAUUAUCAGAGGGACGGUUACCAACAAAACUAUAAGCGUGGAGCUGGCCAGGGACCCAGAGGAGUGUCAAGAGGCAGCACACAAGCUAUGCGAUCUUGAAAUGGCCUUCCAUAAUGACUGUGACUGAAUAAGCUGGUCCACACUGAAAUUUGAAAUCUUAAGAAAGCAUUUGCCCCUACUCACUUUCGCUGUUUUCCUCAUUCUACAUCAGUGGUAUUUUCCUGUCUCUAAUCAAAGUAAUGUCUGCUUUGAUAUGGAAAACAAAUCAUUUAAAGUCUAAAACACAAGGUAAGCUGUAGAUCCAAUCUCUGAUUUACACAAGCGAUGUGUAUCAAUAGUCCUGUAAACUUGAAAGAGUUAAUAAGUUAUUUUUGUUUUAUGAAAAAAAAAAAAAUCACCUGCCACUGCUGGUCCAAAUCACAGGAAUUUAUUUCCCUUCUUCAGUUCUUCUGUCAUUUUGGUUCCAAACAAAGCAUUUUUGUUUAAUAAACGCCCCGUUAUCUUGUUUGUAAAUUGAUGUUGCUUCAAGAGUUUCAAUAAAGUUGUGUUGAAUA